This is a messenger RNA of Drosophila obscura, 543 nucleotides long. Its product is annotated as protein FAM98B. The coding region runs from base 82 to 363 and encodes 93 amino acids. NCBI's taxonomy places the organism in Eukaryota, Metazoa, Arthropoda, Insecta, Diptera, Drosophilidae. The transcript has a single exon. The record is from RefSeq and is a predicted model, not a curated record.
GGGCCGGAAUAGAGCAUCAGUUUCGGUGGAGUCAAGCUUCCAGCAGCAAUCCGACACAGAGUUCCUCUUUAUCAGUUCAUCAUGCGGUACGCCCUACUCGUUGUGUUCCUGUGCGGACUCCUCUUCGCCUUUGUCUCGGCUGGCGGUUCCGGAGGCGGAGGUGGGGGCCAAGGAGGCUGGCAGAAGAGUGGUGGUGGCCAAGGAGGCUGGCAGCAAGGCGGCGGCGGUGGAGGUGGAUGGCAGCAAGGUGGAGGCGGUGGUGGCCAGGGAGGCUGGCAAAAGAGCGGUGGAGGCGGCGGUGGCAAGCACGGAGGCGGCGGCGGCGGAAAUGGUGGUGGCAAACAUGGCGGCGGCGGGUGGUGAAAGAUAUCAACCCCAUUCGCUCCCUUCAGCCAAAGGAACCCACGAUAACCUUCCAGUCCAGCGAUAUCCCCGGCCAAGAUCUGUUCCCAACACAAACUUUACAUAACUUUUCUUUUGAUUUCUCCUGUUUCUAACUGUAUUAAUAAACAAAACUCUGCUUAGCAUUUUAAAAGCUAAAAA